AUGAGCGCGCACGACAUCGAGACGGACUCGCCGCACUUUUCGCUCGCCGCGUACGAGCGCGCGGUGGAGACGCGAAGUGACUUGUCCAUCGCGGUCCGCGAACUCGACAAGUGCGUCAACAACCCGACCGAGCUGGCGCGGGUCUACAAUGGCAACGGCGUCGACGUCAACCGCACCGCGCUCUUUGUGACGCUGCAGUCGUCAUCGCAGCAAGGCUCGACCGACACGGCGACCAAGAAGCUCCUUGAACACUCGGUCAUGCGCGAAGUCAUUGCACUCAAGUGGCAGCGCUUUGGCCUUCGCAUGUACAUGGAGCAGCUGCUCAUGUAUUGCCUACUUUUGCUCUCGAUGACGGUGGCUGUGUCGAUGCGCCCCGGCGUCGACGCGUACCCGACGCAACUCCAAGCCUGGCUCUACGUUGGCAUCCCGCUUCUCAUUGCGCUGAGUGCGUCGCCGUGGUUCACGUACGAGCGCCGUGCGUCAUGGCGCGCUGCGACUGCGGGUAUCAUUUGCAUUGCGCUCGCCGUGAUGCUCUCCAUGCGCGAGUCCCUUCACGUGCUUCACUGGACGCUCUUUACCAACUUCAACACGGUCGUCGUCGGUCUCACGGGGCUCUACUUUCUGCGCUUCGAGCUCAACGAGAUGUUUGGUGAAGUCGCGGAGCACAACCGGCUAUUUGACUGCGGCUUCCACAGCCUCAGUCCGCGCUCGCAAAAGGUCCUCUACUACGUCAUCUUUUGCCCCUUCUCGGUCGUCUAUCAGUUUGCAGUGCUCUUGGUUGGCGGCGACACGGCCAAGUACUUUGACUCGUUCUUCAACUGCGUGCAGCUGCCGACGUUCUCGUCGGUCCUUGUAUUUGCCGUGUACGAGCUUGUGGGGGACAUCGACCCGACGCUGCGCCUCUACGGCGGCAUGGUGCUCAAUAUGCUGCUCUGGAUCCUCGGCCUCCAAUACCUCGAAGUCCACGGCACCGCCGGGUACCUCAUCCCGAUGAUGCGCGGGCUUCUCCGCGACGUCUUUCGGUUUCUUGCGUUCUACUGGCCGUUCCAGUGCGCCUACGCGUGCGGGUACUUUCUGCUCUUUCAAGACACGGACGAGGAGACGUACAACACGCUGUGGCGCGCGUUUGUCACCACUUUCCUCGUCAUGCUCGGGCAAAUUGAGCUCGAUCCGUUCGAGAACCUUCCGGAUACGUCGUCGUACGUACUCGGGUACACACUGCUGUUGUCGCAUGCGACCAUCGUCAUGGUGAUGCUGCUCAAUGUGCUGAUUGCCAUCAUGACCAAGACCGUGGACGGCGGCCUCGAACUCGCGAAACUCGAGGCGCUCGUGAGCUUCGCCGAGUGCGUCCUUCGAAGCGAGAAAACCGCGGGCUUGACGCCGAUCGCGGCGGACGGCCCCGGCGACCACAUGGCGCUGCUCUCGGCCACCGGUGACAUUGGCUUCAUCUCGGACGACCUCGGGUCGCCGUCGUCCAGCGAACGUCUUGACCAGAUCGAACAGACGCUCGCCGAGGUUCUCGCGCUGCUCAAGGAUAUGAAGCGCCGCCCGUCCGUGUUCUAGUGUGGCCACGUGUAUAACAUGGGAUGUUGUUGAUGCGUCGAGAUAAAGAACGU
Molecule: messenger RNA, 1616 nt
Organism: Saprolegnia parasitica CBS 223.65
Lineage: Eukaryota; Oomycota; Saprolegniomycetes; Saprolegniales; Saprolegniaceae
Exons: 3
Coding region: 1-1563 (520 amino acids)
Biological process (GO): calcium ion import across plasma membrane
Cellular component (GO): membrane
Molecular function (GO): monoatomic ion channel activity
Source: RefSeq, a predicted model, not a curated record